Messenger RNA from Gilbertella persicaria, 888 nucleotides. RefSeq names its product NIPSNAP-domain-containing protein. The record is from RefSeq and is a predicted model, not a curated record. The transcript is spliced from 8 exons. Gene Ontology annotation, cellular component: mitochondrion. Bases 1 to 834 code for a protein of 277 amino acids. Lineage: Eukaryota; Fungi; Mucoromycota; Mucoromycetes; Mucorales; Choanephoraceae.
AUGCUGUCAAGAACUAUAAGAAAUCAAUCGCGUAAUUUCAGUAGACAAGUCAAUCCCUUGUUGAAUCAAAAUAACACCAAAACAAAGCAAGGACGCGCCAAUGAAAUCAUUGAAGCAGUCUUGUAUGGAUCAAAAAAGAUCAAAGAAAUUGAAAAUCAAACACAUUCAAAAGUUUUAGCAAGAGGAAAAUACGUACAUGAACUCCAAAUUCAUAAGAUCAAGCCAGAUAAAGUAGACGAAUACGUUGACUUGGUAUCCCAACAUCUUCCUAAAAUAGCCAAUGAUCCAUCAAAUGAUGUUCAUUUAUGUGGAAGCUGGUCUAUUGAAAUAGGAGAUCAAGAUUCGUUUGUUCACAUUUGGGAGUACAAAGGAUAUCCGGGCCAUAAACAUACGCACGAUAAGCUUUGCCAAGAUCCUGAUCAUGCCCAGUUUCUUAAGAAAUUACGGCCUUUAUUAAUCAAGCGUGAAAACGGGAUUAUGCUUGAAUUUGAGUUUUGGCAAACAUCUCCUCCUAAAGUUACAAAUGGCAUAUUUGAACUUCGUAAAUACAACUUGAAGCCUGGCAGUUUGUUAGAAUGGGAAAUGCAUUGGCGGAAAGGACUUGAAUGUCGCCGUCAAUUCUGUGAACCUAUUGGUGCUUGGUUUACUCAACUUGGUGAGCUGAAUACUGUCUAUCAUAUGUGGACUUAUCCAGACUUGCAAGACAGAAAGACUACGCGUGAAGAUGCUUGGAACACAGAGGGCUGGGCAGAAACUGUCCACAAGACAGUGCCCUUAGUAAACCGCAUGAGUUCUUUUAUUAUGAAACCAUUGCCUCAUAGUCCCAUUCGAUAAGGCUUUUUUAUUAUUAUUAUUAAACUUUUGCAAAACAUAAUGUGGCAUUUGUAC